AGAACAUCAAAAAAAAAGUAGUGACCGACUCGUAGAGAGAAAUUUGAUAGCUGCUUGUCAGAACUUGCCAACGUGUUUGUUUUCAGAUUCACACUUUGUUCUUCAUAUCUAUUUAUUUAAAGUCAUAUAGCACUAAAGGCUAGCACACUCUGAAAAUGUUGCGAGAAAUGGAAGAUGAAGAUACACUGUUUGACAAGCAGACGCUUCUUAACAGUGAUCCCACUGAGCCUGAUAUUGAAUUCUCAGGAGGCCAAAAGUCUGACUGGUGCAGCAAGUUCACCAAGACCAUUGUACUUUCAAUAGCGUUUUUCGCUUUGGGCCUCUGUAUUGCCAUCCCGGGACCAACACUAUUGGAUCUUGGUGAGAGAGUCCACACCGACACGGAACAUAUGUCCAUGAUUUUCAUGGCUCGGUCGGUUGGUUAUCUUCUCGGCUCCAUCGUCGGUGGAUUCUUGUUUGACCACUUCGAUCAGCAAAUCCUCAUGUUCUACACCCUGAUAAUGUCAGCAAUAGCAACAGUUGUGGCCCCUUGGUGCACUGUCCUGGUUGUGCUGGCGGUGAUGAUAUCGUUUCAAGGCGUGUCCAUGGGAAUUCUCGACACAGGCGGCAAUGUUUUUUGCAUCCAGAUAUGGAAACACAAAAGUGCUCCAUACAUGCAAGGCUUGCACUUCGCAUUUGGGAUUGGGGCAUUCAUAGCUCCGCUUUUGGCUCGUCCGUUCCUGAAUCAUAUUGAACAACCAGGAUUCCUAAACCACUCGCCCCAGCUAGGACAUAGCAACAAUUCAUUACUCACCAUACCACUGGGACUUACUUCACAUGCUCCUAAUAUUCCAAACUUUGCACUUUUUAAUUCCAACGAUCAUUACGCCCAUCUGAUUAACCGUCGAGAUGCGAAUGAUGUCACAGGAAAAACUGAUAGAAGUAUGCCUACCACUCCUGCUACAGUAAAUUAUACAGUAUCAGCGUUAAAAGUUACCGACAGCAAUUACACCUCCUCAACAACUUUGGCUUCCACAACCAAACCAACUAGACCCACCAAGCCAGGGAUUAUUGAAGGAAAGCAUUUGUCUAUAGCUUAUUCUGAUGGAAAAAAUGCUCAAGAUGCAAUCAAAGAUGCUUCUAAGAAAAAGGUUUUAGGAGAUAAAAACACUGAAGAUAAUUCAGAUGAUGAAAAAUUGCACAAUGUUACAGCCAUUCCUGUUGGAACUGUUAAUGUGAGUUUUGCCAGAAAUAAAACAUCUGAUGAGAAUGCAAUGUCUGCCUUGAUAAUGGUCCCAACAUCAACACCCACAGUGAGUAGUUCUGCAGAAACAACUUUAACUGCACAGAUGCCGUCAUCCACUACCCAGAUGCCGUCAUCCACUACCCAGAAGCCGUCAUCCACUACCCAGAAGCCGUCAUCCACAACCCAGAAGCCACCACCCACAACCCAGAAGCCACCACCCACUACCCAGAAGCCACCAUCCACAACCCAGAAGCCACCACCCACAACCCAGAAGUUACCAUUAACCAGUGGAAAUAACAUCCUGUCGUCAACAACAUCUGUUGAUCACAAGUCGCCACCAAGCACUGUUGAUGAGUCCACCGUUAACCAGACAUUAACCAUUACCACAACCGAACAACCCAAAAAGCCGGAGACAUUUGGCGAUUUUGUGAACAAGACUCUGAAUGCUGUGGCACAUAUGUCGAGAAUUCAGUUUGCCUAUGCCAUCAUUGGAGUCCUCCUGAUCAUCAACGCCUUUAUGUUCCUCGUCCUUUACUGCAAGGACCGACGCCAGUCUCCAUCACAGAGACGAGCGGGGAAGGAGAAUCAUCGGUACAGCGAAGAAAGCACGUCAUUCCGUAUGGUCAUGCUUCUCCUGCUGUUUCUGUUCUUCUUUGCGUACGUGGGGAUGGAGGUCACCUUUGGAGGUCUGCUUUCUACGUUUGUCGUGGAGUAUCUGCACUGGUCAAAGGCUCAAGGUGCCACCGCUACUGCUCUCUUUUGGGGCUCGUUAGCCGCGGGGCGAGGAAUAAGCAUAUUCAUUGCCAAAUGCUUCAAACCACCCUGCAUGCUUAUCUCAAAUACAUUUCUUGUCGUCAUUGGUGCAUUCAUUCUUAGCUUUGGAAUACAAAUCAAUGAUAUUUUUCUGUGGGUGGGAACUGUGACGAUUGGUUUUGGAAUGUCGUCCAUUUUUCCAACAGGAAUAUCGUGGGCUGAUCAUUAUUUUCCGUUAACUGGGAAAGCUACUGCUGUGUUCGUAGUGGGGUCGGCUCUAGGUGAGAUGGCCAUUCCUGUUUUAACGGGAUACCUGUAUGAAAAUAAAGACAAGAUGUUCCUCAUGUAUAUGAUGGUAGCAGUUGGACUGUUCUGUGUUGUUCUCUAUGUAAUAAUGCAGUGUAUUGCCUCACACAAGAAGACAAAAUCGGCUUCGGAGACAAAAAAUGGAUUUCUUAGGCUUGAUGACGAUGAUGACAACAUACCCAUGGACUCGUUGGCAGCCAGCUAUGGGACCUCGGAUUACGUGGAACAGGCCCGGAAAAGACCGGCGACAAGUGUAAAAUCGGUGGUUAAUGAGCCAGAAUAUGAUCUACUGAUCGACAUUGACGACUAGGUGUAGGUUUCACAAGGAAUGUUACAUACAAAGAAUCUAACUAGAUGUUAUACAUGCAAAGAAUAACGACUCUAUUUCAUGAUUUUUCAAGCCCAGGGUUGAAAAUUAGCAGGUUAUCUUUAUUGGCUACAGGUGACGAAGAAUUUUACAAAGGUAAUACAUUGGGCAACCAUCGAUUUUAGGGUCUGGCGAGUAUGGUACCAGUUAAAAACGAAACACUAAAACUGAAUUAAAUGGGACAAAACAUUACAGAUCUGGCAGCAGAAGACAUAGAACAUGUUCUAUAUUUUUACAGCGCCAAAAUAAUGAAUUAAGGUAUCAUUCAUAUAAAAACAUAUUAAUUUAUUACGUUUUAAACCGAUGCCAUCUUAAAACAACAUUUUAUUGGGGGUAAAGAUUCAGUGUACAUUAAAACAAAACUUAUUUACAAAUUACCAUCAAACUGCUUAGGUUAACUUUUUUUCUUUCUGAUACAGGUUUUAUGGCAAUUGAUGGAACAUCCAUGGUAUGUCUGAAUGACAAAACCAUAAUACAUGACCAGGGCUGUAUCUCUGCACAAAGCAGUCGAAUGGGCAUUUGGCAAAAUAGUGGACGAUUCCAUAGAUCUCUAUCAAGUGCCUUAACUAUAGCAUAGUAUAGGAGAAAAGCCACUCUUGAGAAAAUCAUUUACUGGUGAAGUCGCCCCUCUUGCAUCACCACAAAGUUUAUUACAUCACUCUUGCAUCGCCACAGAAGACUGCCACUCCCAGACUGGUUUACUAAAACAUGCACAGUUCUACCUUUAGUCUCUUUGUACUGCAUUAUCUUUUACUUAAGAAACAAUGCAAGUCAAGCAGCAUACCUUGGCUGUUCUAGCAUUUUGCCUUCACCCCGUAUAAAAAUUGGAUUUAAUAUGUAUAAUUUAAUGGUAUUUUGUAAAGUAACCUUUUUAUCUAUACUUUAUUUGUUUUUCAAUUUUUUUUUAUUGGAGUUGGUAAUGGUUUAAAUAUUAAUAACAUGUUUUAUAUGAAUUUCAACUUUAUUCAUUAUGAAGUUAAACACCAAUUCAUCGGUUUCUUUUGUUGCAAACAGACUAUAUAUGGUGAGCACAUGGUUAUUAUUCAUCAAAAAACAUUCUAGUUUUGAGUUUGGCUGUUCAGUUAAAUUUCUGUGUCAUACUUGGAGGGCUAGUUGAAUUCGAGAAGGGCCAGUAAGAUUUUUCUUCAACUGGCCCUGCUGGCGACCAUGGUUUUUAUGUUAAUUUUCAACCCUGCAAGCCUAGGUUUUUGUUCAGUGCAUGGCUGAAUGUAUAAAUAUAUACAUGUAUUGAAUUUAUAUAUAAUUUAAAGAUGGUACAAUAAACACAUUUUAAUGUCAACAGAAAUUGUGCUUUGAACAUUUCCACUUGUCCACAGGACAACCACCAAGGUACAUUUCACUUGUCCGAAUAGAUUUUCACUUGUCAGGACAAACAGACAAGUGCUUAUUUCGAACGCUGUAUACAUAUUUCAUUAGUACACAUGCUUGUAGCUGUGUGUGUUACUACUGACAUUAUGUAACCUUGUGAGAUAAUAUUCAUGACAUUAUUAUUAUAGAUACAUGUUUGUUGACAACAAUUUGUUUAAUACAUUUUAAAAUUUGUAGAAUAUACUUAUGUGUCUAUUUGUAUUGAAAUAUGUGAUACAUAUAUGAAAAUGUUAUAUACGGUACAGUAAAAAACAGUUAUCUUGACGAAGGAACUGAAGCAAAAUAAGCUCAAGAUAAACAAUUGUUGUUGAUGACAAUUAUGUCAUAGGACAAUGUCUCAACUUUGAGAUAUCAUAAUCGUGGACUCCAGAGAUUGAGAUAACAAUGUUUAAUUCUAUAUAUCAAAUAUGUUACACAGGGUACAAACAUUUACAUAAUACGGUAUGUAUACAUGUUCGGUAACCAUUAUAUUAAAAAAUGUGUAGUUUUUUUUCUUGUUUACUCUGUUCAUUUAUCCUACAGUAUUGUUUUCUUGACAUUUUUUUUCCCGCAUAAUAUUGAGUUGAAAGUUUGUACAGUGAAACCUCUCAAAACCAGACCCUCUGUAAACCGGAAUUUCCCCAAAACUGGACAUUUUUCAGGUUUUUAAAAUCAGUACAAAACUUAACCUCUCUAAACUGGAUACCUCUUAAAACCAGACAUUUUACUUGGUACCAAGGGUGUCCGGUUUAGAAGGGUUUCACUGUAUAUAGUUUUAUCAUGUAUAGUUAAAGAACAAGUUUGACUUUUGUGGGCAUUUUCCCAUUUUAGUAUGACCAGAUCAAGUUUGACUUUCAUGCGAAAUGUAUUCAAAGGCCCUAACUCUGAAAGAUGGAAUUUAUCCAUGUUUGACAGUUAUGGCUCUUGAAUGUAGAAGGUUAACAAUUGGGGGCCCAAGAGGGGUCAUGUAUUGCUUUAGCACCACUCCGAGAAUGCUUUUGUUUUCUAAAGGUUUUUGUUUUUAUUUCUAGUGUAGAUAUGGCCAAGGAAGUGAAACCUUGCCUCCUCCACCCACUGUAUGUACAUAGUUUUGGUCCUGUUUACUGAGAUUAGUUUCAGUAGUCUGUGUGAUGAGAUUACAGCAUAAUAAGUGCUUGCUUUCUUAUGGUUUACUAUCUGUUGUGAUGAUCUGUUCUGUUGAGUAAAAACUGCUACAAGAAAAUCUAAACACAAGUUGCUGUUAAAGACCCAAACAUUUGUUCCAGAGAGAUGCAACACAAGAUGCCAACAUACCAAGUUUCAGACAAACUGUUAAUUCUCUAGGGUUUGGGAUUUCCCAGUCUCUAACAAAAACGUGUAUUUGAUUAUUUUUCUGCUGAACUAUAUUUAACAUAAUUUUAUAAAUUAAAAAAAAAAUUAAAUAUUGAAAUAUAUGGUUAGAAUGUCAUCAAAUCUCAUGCAACAAAUGGCUGAAAUGCAGUAUAUACUACAUGUCUGUUCCCUAAGGUAGUACUAAUAGUAAUAGUUUCUGGGAUAAGUUCUUUUAUUGAUGUUUUUUCCUGACUUAUUACAUAGCAAACCAUUGUUUGUUCUGAAAAUCACUACUAAAUAUCAAAGAAACUGUUAUUUAAUGAAAUAUUUUUAUUUGCUUAAACUUGAAAUAUCAGCAGUAAAUACUUAAAACUGUAGCGGGUAAGUUCAAUGCAAGUUUGAGUUACGCAGAUACCUAGGUAAAAAUCACGUGAACCCUAAGAUUUUAAAAUAAUGUCCCGAGCCAUUAUUUGAAAUUUUAUUCAAAUUGCAUUUUUAAAGGUGCUCAGUACAUAUCCGUCCAAUGAAUUUUUUUUUUUUAACCAGAUCUUCAUAAACCGAUUUAAAAUUAUUUUUCUUCAAUAUCUGAAUGUAUUGACAAUUUUAAUUUGAAAAAUUAAGUACUUUAAAAAGAUGUUAUGCAUGUACAUAGAGAGUAGAUCCAGAUUUUUUCAAAGUAAUCAGGACACUAUUAUUAUUUUUUAUUGAAAAACAUGACCUCAUAUGUUUUAUAUUGGUUUAAAUAUAUGAAAUGGAACAAAUUUUAUUUACUGGGACCCUUUUUUUUUUUUUUUUUAAACGUUACGAUCAAACUUUAAACUAUUUCUGUGAAUGUUGAUUUAAUAUACGAUACAUACAUGUGUAUGUAUACCACAGAACAUGUAUCAUUAUGAUAUAAUUAUGCACCGGGUAUUAAUUCAUCUGGCCAAACUGGCAGGAUUUAGCUUGGUCGGUAGAACACUUGCCUGAGGUGCUUUUGGUAGGAUGAUCAAAUCUCCUUGUUACACCCAUUCUGUUGUUAGGUUUUUCCCAAUCCAACCAUAUGUUUAAAAUGAACUGAGGUGUUGAUAAAUAUUUGUUUGCUUUCCUGUUUAAUCAGACACAUGAGGUAACUGCCAUGUACAACUCUUACCUGCUGAAUAGUUUAAACAUUUUGGCAAAUAUUUUAACUAGCUUCAUUCAUUCGAGCAAUUUCCCCUUUCUCCUAAAAAUAACUCGGUAUUGUUCUGGUCAGAGUUGCUAGAAGACAAGACUUUGUGGAUGGUAAAAUUCACAUAUCGUUCAGUAUUAUUUGUGAUUUCUGUGAUAUUGACAUUGCUUCUAUAAAUUUUAUAUUCAUGUUUGUAAUUUGGGACUUUCUUUAAAUAUAAGCUAUGUACAGAUACAAAUAUAUAUGAUUGCAUUAUUUUAUAUGACAACAUUUACUGUUCCUUGUUUCUUGGGUACAUAUUAUUUUCGUUUGUUUUCUGUUCAUAAAUUUGUAUUUCAAAGAUAUGAAAAAUUGGAAAAUGUCCGAGUAUAAAUGUAUAUAUGUAAUAAUCAUGUAAAUUAAGAGUAUCUUUGUUAUUUGGUUGACUGAAUCCGUCCGCCUGUCGUAAGUUUAACUUGAGUGUUACAUGUACAUGAAUAUCAUGUACAAUCUGAUUCGUUGUUCUUGCAUUAACAGAGUUGGAAUGUGAGAUAUCAUGUUACUUUUCUGCAGCAUUGACAGCAUAACUUAAAAGUUUUUUUUUUUUUUAAAUCCCAGAUCAUUUUAACAUGUUGAAGUGUAAAGCUAGGAUUUCCUGUGCACAAUUAUGGCAAGCUUAUAUGGUUUCAUUUUGCGGCAUGCUUACACAGUAUCUGCCUUGUUAGAGUACAUAUAUACAGUAAACAAUGCAUUUUUAUAUUCAUAGCGCUCACUUGAUGCACGGUUGGUUUGGGAUCGAACCCAGUCGGUGGGCCUAUUGGGCUAUUUCUUGUUCCAACCAGU
Molecule: messenger RNA, 7302 nt
Organism: Gigantopelta aegis
Lineage: Eukaryota; Metazoa; Mollusca; Gastropoda; Neomphalida; Peltospiridae
Product: sodium-dependent glucose transporter 1-like
Exons: 4
Coding region: 156-2594 (812 amino acids)
Biological process (GO): transmembrane transport
Source: RefSeq, a predicted model, not a curated record